GAAGAAUUUGUCUAUAUCGGAUUCGGAGGUUUAUAACUUAAAAAUAACUUCCCAAACCUCAGUUACACAAUAGCUAAACGCCUAAACCCAAUAUAGCGAAGAGAAUUCAAUCCACUGCUUCCUCACUUCAAUCUCCUCGGCGACACACACUCCAGCCGCCGCGUGCCACGUCAGCCGCCUGAAGCCACCAGUUCAACACCCUCCAUCAGCCGACCACCCUCCAAAGCCGGCGCAGUUCCUUAAGGUUACAUUAGUGCUGCUGCUUUUGAGCUAAUCAAACGACGCCGUUGUAGAUUUUUUUGGUGGAAAAUAAUGGGAGGAGGAAGGAAGAAUUUAAAGAGGGCUGUGGAGGAUAACAGUCUUACUCUCAAACAUGGCCAAUGUAUUAUGCAAGUUCUCUCUCUCCAGGGUUCUAAUCAAAUUGGGGUUAUGGAUGCAAAAGGUGAGAAAUCCUUGGCAUUUUUUCCAGCUAAAUUCCAGAAGAGCAUGUGGAUGAAAAGAGGGAGUUUUGUUGUAGUUGAUGAAAGUGGUAGGGAAGAGGCUCUUGAGUCUGGAAGUAAGGUGACUUGUAUUGUAACCCAGGUUCUCUUUCAUGAACAAGUUAAACGUCUACAAAAAGGUUCUGAGUGGCCAGAAGCUUUUAAGUCACAAACCCAUGACAGUUCUACUCAGAAUCUCUCGGGACUCGGUUGUGAACAAGAAACAGAAGAAACAGGCUCGAGCGAUGAUGAUGGACUUCCACCACUUGAAACAAACAUGAACAGGAGGAGGCCGUGUGAAUUGCACGCAGGCUCUUCGUCAAAUUCUGAUGCUGAUACAGACACAGAUGAAGAGUCAUAGGCUAGUACUUCUCUGGUAUUUUCCGCAGUUUUGAGCUGCGGAAUACACAUAUGACACUUGCACCGUCAUUCUAACAUCAUUCGAUUUCUAUACACCUCAAAUUUUGCACAGAAAACAAUUAUAUGCAAUUUUGAAGUUCAGGUUAUUCUAUUGAAUGGUAGCUGUAGGUUUAGUGGUAUGGGCAACCAUGUAACUGAUGGUUUUAAACUUCAGCAUAAUUAAUGGAGUAUAAAAAAUUUCACAAGUGCAUUGCCAUUGAAUGGUUGCUGUAGCAAAGAGCCAUAAAAUUUCAUAGAAGUAUGAAUCACUGCGGUGACGCGUGCUUCUGUUUGUAUCAGAAAUUUCCUGAGAUCCUCAUAAGUAUUAUCUUACACGAGUGGAAAUUCCCAUUGAAAUUUUUAAGCAUCAUCCAAAUUUAAAAGCUCUAUUAAGAGAUCCUCUAAAGAAUAUAUUAUUAUAGAUAUAAUUCAAGACAUUUUUUGUGAAUGAAAAUUGAGGGGCAAAUUAGGCGAUAAAUUUAGGUGAUCUUAUUUGGACAAUUGGACUAUAUGUAAUAUAUUCUUUUAUCUAUUUAAAUUUGCUAUAUUAUGUAAACUGAUUUGAAAGUAACUUGUAUGUUAAACGUAAAUCAACAUAAGAGUUAUUUAGAUGUUGUGUAUCAAAUUCAAUGAAAGAGAGAUUUAACUCUUAUAGUAAACUGAAAGAAAUAUUAUAUUUGAGCGGGUUCACCAUGAGGAAGUUUAAAUUUUACUAAUUCUCAUUUAAAACGGUUUUAUCUUGAGAUAACUUUAAAUUGAAUUAAAUAAUUUAAUCAAACUAAUUAAAACAACCAUUUUUUGAAGGGAGUACUGACGAUUAUCUUCCU
Amaranthus tricolor (Joseph's coat) is the source of this 1705-nucleotide messenger RNA. RefSeq lists its product as uncharacterized. Lineage: Eukaryota; Viridiplantae; Streptophyta; Magnoliopsida; Caryophyllales; Amaranthaceae. Gene Ontology annotation, molecular function: translation initiation factor activity; RNA binding. Gene Ontology annotation, cellular component: nucleus. The record is from RefSeq and is a predicted model, not a curated record. Gene Ontology annotation, biological process: translational initiation. The coding region runs from base 313 to 840 and encodes 175 amino acids. The transcript has 5 exons.